CAAAUAUUUCAAAUGCACAGGUUCCGAUCAGCCGCUGCGAGUUCCCAAGAAUACAGCAAAUGCACAAGAUUUCUUCUUCCCAGGAAUUCGCCAGGAGGGUGAUGAAAGGCUGUAAACAUUCCCGUUGCUCAGUGCCCUGCACGAGACAAAUCCCAAGCCCCACCUCCACUACCGCCUCCGUCCCCCUCGCCGCCGACGGCGCCAGCCCACUCCAUUAUUCUCCUACUCGCUUCGGAGUUCGGAGGCCUCUCCCUCCCGGCGCCGCCUCCUGUUCCCUCGAGGCCUCGACAGCUUGGCGCUUGCGUCUUCUGGGCGCUGCGGGGUAACCUCUCGCGCCCGCCGCACGCCAGGUGUUCGACCUCAGCCCAGCGAGCAAAUACCCUCUCCCGCCGGCAGGGACACGAUGCUCGCGCUCUCGUCUCCGCCAAGAUGGUCCUGUACGCAAUGCCUCUCGAUUGGUAUCCGCAAUGGCAGUAUGGCACAUCCCAGCACGGAGGCCGAGCAGAGCACGACCACGCAGCUGAAGGAGGCACUGGCCCGUCCGCCUCUCAUCGGGACCGUCCGGGUGGAAGGCCACAUGCUCAAUGAGGUUGGCAAGGCCUCUUUGAGCCUCACAACGCACGAUCCUGCCAACCAAGGAGUUAAUCAGUCAAACCAUCGAGUUUGCACCUCACAGCACAGCGACAAGCUGGCAGUGUUCUUUUCUUGGGAUUGCUGAUUAACACGAGGAGAGGGGCUACUGUUAUCCACCGAACAGGGCAGAACUCGACAAUCUGCAAGGAUUUCCACUCUUUCAUGAAUUGCCCAAGGUAGUACCCGAGGUUCUUAUAUUGAUGUCUACUUCACAUAUUCUCCAUGACCAAAUGGACAGCUGUGGAAGUAUUCAAUAUGGAUCUUACUGCUGCAAAAGUUAUUCUGCAAUUUGUUGGACAAGAGUAGCUGGCUGGAACAUAUAAGCCUUCCUUUUUUUGAAGUCGAGGGAGAUUUGGGGCUUUGUUCUUAGCGCUUGUUCUAGCAUUGCAGAUCAUGAGAGGCCAAAGAGGAAAACAAUCAGAGUCAUUUUGGCCUUCAAUUGUGAUGAAAAAAUGGCUAAACAUCAGGCCAAAAUUAAAUGAUUUCAGUGAAGACGAGUUUGAUACAGGGAGCGAAGAUAAUGAUGGUAGUGACUUUGGAGAUGAUAGCUUCUUCGAGAUACAUGGCAACAAAUACUUGAUUAGCAAAUCAUCUGGAGAAAAGGCAAUUCCUCCUGUACGAAGGCUUCAGAGAAGAAAAUCAGAGAGUUUACGUGUUAACUACAUCAGUAACAAAGAUGUGAGGGUGAUGACAGGAACAUGGAAUGUUGCUGGAAUAGCGCCUAGUGAUGACCUUGAUCUUGAUCAGUGGCUUUGUACCCAGGAGCCAGCAGAUUUGUAUGUUUUAGGUUUCCAGGAAGUGGUCCCAUUAAGUGCUGGUAAUGUCUUGGGAGCAGAGGACAGUAGACCAGUACGGAAAUGGGAGGCUCUUAUCCGCCAAACACUUAACAGGUCUCAGCAACCCAAGACAAUCUGCAAAAGCUACAGUGCUCCCCUGUCACCAUUACUAAGACCUGUUGCUUCAGGCGAUGGACAUGAAUAUAUGAAAUCCAAACUUGAAGAUGAAGCGUUAGGAAGUUUAACUCAGUUUAGAGAUUGGCAAACUAGUACAACUGAGCUUCGCUGCAACUGGUUGUAUGGCACCAGCUCAUUGGACUGGCCAGAAUAUCCGCUUGACACUCCAUCAAAGGUUUUGGUACCAGGUACAGGGUUGAGGCGAGUGACGAGCUUAGGACUAUUUAGCACCAACUUUAUGGAACACCCUCAAGGUCUUGAGCUACAGAGUGUAGAUUUGCAAGUUGGGAUCAGAAGGCAGUAUCAUAGCUCGGGAAACCUUAGCAUGCUAUGGUCUGAACAGCAGGAGAAGCUUGAUUUAUUAAAUUCGCUUGAUUGCAUAUCUGAUUUGACAUCAGAAGAAGACUCACCUUCUGUUGGUACUGACGAGGGAUGUGCUACUCUUGGGAAAAGAGAAUCUUCAAAGCAUCGUACAAACUAUGUGCGCAUUGUUAGUAAACAAAUGGUUGGUAUAUAUGUUUCUGUAUGGGUUUCUCGAAAACUGAGGCGACAUGUUAACAACUUGGAGGUAUCACCAGUUGGGGUUGGACUCCUGGGCUACAUGGGCAACAAGGGAUCGAUUUCCAUCAGCAUGUCUCUUUUCCAGACUCGAUUGUGCUUUGUCUGCUCCCAUCUCGCAUCUGGUCAUAAAUCAGGGGAUCAACAGAAAAGGAAUGCUGAUGUAUAUGAAAUUUUACAAAGAACAAGGUUUUCUUCCUUGUGUGCUGCUGGUCGGCCACAAAAGAUUCCUUCACAUGAAAUUUCAUUUUGGAGCAGUCGAAUUUUCUGGUUUGGCGAUCUUAACUAUCGCAUUGACCUGCUGGAUGCUGAAGUACGACAUCUGGUGGCUAUGAAGAGGUGGGAUGAUCUCUUGAAGUCUGAUCAGCUAACAAAGGAGCUAAUAAGUGGGAGUACUUUUGUUGGUUGGAAGGAAGGUUUGAUUAACUUUCCACCAACUUACAAGUAUGAAAGAAAUUCAAGCAGAUAUGUUGGUGAGAUUCAUAAUGAAGUGGAGAAAAGAAGAACUCCAGCAUGGUGCGAUCGCAUACUGUGGCUGGGGAAGGGUACCAAGCAGCUCUCGUAUUGGAGCUCGGAUUUGAGCUUUUCAGAUCAUCGGCCAGUCAGCGCCAUCUUCUUGGUUGAAGUCGAGGUGUUCAAUCAGCAAAAACUUGAAAGGGUCUUGAACUUCAAUCCUGGAUCGUUUCAAAGGGGUAACAUAACAUGAUGGCGGAUUCCUGGACUUUUUUUCAGUCAGUGGCACUGAGCUGAGCAUUGAACUCUUCAGCAGUUCUUCUGUUGGAUUUAGUCUUGGAUUUAGUUUUCUAGGAACACCUAGAUGUUGGGGGUAAGGAUUUUGGUAUAUGUUGGGAGCAUGAGUCGUAUGUAACUGAAGUACUGCCCACUAGAUUGCACAUGGGAAUAUUUCAGACUGAAAUGAAUUUAGAGUGAAAUGCAUUGUAGGUCUCUAAACUAUUCCUACAUUCUCAUUUGGGUCCAUGAACUCUCGAAGUGACAUCUGGAUCCAUGUUUAUUCCAAGUGUGAAUCUAGGUUCAUGAUUGGAACUCGAGUGAAUUUAGAAUGAACUAGUUGAAAAGUUAAAGGACCUACAUGAUCAUUUUAGAAUGCGGAAUUGUUUAGGGACCUGCAAUGCAUUUCACUCAUGAAUUUAAGUGAAGAGAAAAUCAUUUUGCCA
This is a messenger RNA of Setaria italica (foxtail millet), 3319 nucleotides long. RefSeq names its product type I inositol polyphosphate 5-phosphatase 2. Lineage: Eukaryota; Viridiplantae; Streptophyta; Magnoliopsida; Poales; Poaceae. The transcript has 13 exons. The coding region runs from base 1027 to 2850 and encodes 607 amino acids. Gene Ontology annotation, molecular function: phosphatidylinositol-3,4,5-trisphosphate 5-phosphatase activity; phosphatidylinositol-4,5-bisphosphate 5-phosphatase activity; inositol-polyphosphate 5-phosphatase activity. The record is from RefSeq and is a predicted model, not a curated record. Gene Ontology annotation, biological process: phosphatidylinositol dephosphorylation.